AAGAAAAAAGAGAGUCUACACUACUGGAGCAAAAACAGUGUUUUGUUUUUGUUUUUGUGUUUUUACGUAUAACAAAAGAAUUCUCUCUGUGGAUGCCCUUGUUAUAUAUCUUCUACACAGAUAAAAAGAGAGAUCAGGAAAUUAUUAUGGACUGUGAUUUAUCUCUAUAUUCUCUUUCUCGAAUUCUCAGCUCCUUGUCUCCCAUUCCUUGCAUCAAGUUCUCCCAGAUGAUGCUAUCUUUCCGGCAUGUUGAUCAUCACCAGUUUCUUGCUCUCUAAGUUCUUCUUUAGCUUCAAGGGACUUGAGUCUACAAAAAGCUAGAGAACCAUACCAUAUUGUUGCGUGUGGUGGCAAUUUGAAUUGAAACAUUUGCCAUGGGGCAUUUAUCCUCCAUGUUUAAUGUAUUGGCAAGGUCAUUUUCAUUAAGGAAAGUGAAGAAUAAUGGGAACGGUGAUGGAAGAGAAGCCGCAGAUGUAAUGGUGAAAGACGCAAAAAAGAAUGAAAUGAUUUUGAGGUCAUCUGGCUAUGUAAAUGUUGACGGUUCGAAAAAUUUUGCAGCAGUUUGCUCGAGGAGAGGGGAGAAAGGAGUGAAUCAGGAUUGCUGCAUUGUCUGGGAGGGAUUUGGAUGUCAAGCAGACAUGAUGUUUUGUGGGAUAUUCGAUGGCCAUGGUUCAUGGGGCCAUUUUGUGGCGAAAACAGUCCGAGAGUCGAUGCCUUCAUCUCUUCUGUGCAAUUGGCAGGAGACUCUUGCUCAAUGUUCACUUGAUCCGGACAUCGACUUGGAAUCAGAUAAAAAGCAUCAAAGGUUCAACAUAUGGAAACAUUCCUACCUAAAAACUUGUGCUGCUGUUGAUCAGGAGCUAGAGCAGCAUCGGAGAAUAGAUUCCUUCUCUAGUGGAACAACUGCCCUGACAAUUGUUAGACAGGGUGAACUCAUUUUUGUAGCAAAUGUAGGCGAUUCUCGCGCUGUAUUGGCAACCACAGGAGAAGAUGGAAGCUUGGUACCAGUUCAACUUACUGUUGAUUUCAAGCCUAAUUUACCCCAGGAGGCAGAACGCAUACUUCAGUGCAAGGGCCGCGUAUUCUGCUUAAAUGAUGAGCCAGGUGUGCAUAGAGUUUGGCUGCCAGAUGCAGACUCACCUGGACUGGCAAUGUCCAGAGCCUUCGGCGAUUACUGUGUAAAGGAUUUCGGGCUAAUUUCUGUGCCUGAAGUGACUCAGAGGCAUAUAACUAGCAAGGAUCAAUUUGUUGUCCUGGCAACUGAUGGGGUAUGGGAUGUAAUCACCAAUCAAGCGGCAGUAGAGAUUGUAUCAUCAACACCAGAUAAGGCGAAGGCGGCUAAGCGUCUAGUUCAGUCAGCUGUCCAUGCUUGGAAACGCAAGAGGAAAGGGAUUGCAAUGGAUGAUAUAUCAGCUAUUUGCCUCUUCUUUCACUCCUCUCCUUCAUCUCAACAAGUUCAUGCUGCUAGUUCACCGAAAUAGUGAUCAUAAAAUGUAAAUGAGCAAGGUCGUCCUAGCUGCUCCUUGAUGUUUCUUUACUUAAACAUUCCAAUUUAGUUGAUUAGAGAAAGUGUUCGUGCCAUGCAA
This is a messenger RNA of Populus nigra (black poplar), 1586 nucleotides long. Its product is annotated as probable protein phosphatase 2C 34. Bases 375 to 1481 code for a protein of 368 amino acids. Gene Ontology annotation, biological process: protein dephosphorylation. The transcript has 6 exons. Lineage: Eukaryota; Viridiplantae; Streptophyta; Magnoliopsida; Malpighiales; Salicaceae. Gene Ontology annotation, molecular function: protein serine/threonine phosphatase activity. The record is from RefSeq and is a predicted model, not a curated record.